AUGUCUUGGCUCUCCUGGCUCCACACUCGGUUGCCCUCCUCGGCCCUCUCCUUGCUGCUUCUCAUUGUAGUGGGCAGACAGACGGGGCCGGAGGUGGCUCAGGCGAUAGUGUGCUCCCGGUGGGGAGCACCAAGCGACAAGAGCCUCUCCCAGGAUGGAGAUGUGAUUAUCGGUGGGCUUUUUAAUCUGUAUUACACACCGUCUGUUCAGCAGGGAUUCACCAAGCUUCCUCACUAUGAACCAUGCACUGGUUUAGAUCUAAAGUCAUUAAAAAACGUAUAUAGUAUGACGUUUGCGGUGGAUGAAAUCAAUCGUAACAGCACCCUGCUACCAGGAGUGAAGCUGGGCUACCGUAUACUUGAUAGCUGUUCCCGCUGGGCUCUGCAAGCUGCACUGUCGCUGGUUGGAGGAGACGCACACAGCUGCAACUUAACAUCCUCUACGCCUCGUGGUCAGCCUGUUCCUUUACUCAUUGGUCCUGCCGCAUCAACAAUAACCAUAAUUCUGUCAAGGAUCCUUGGGCCUCUCUCUGUGCCACUUAUCAGCUACCUUGCAAGCUGCCCCUGUCUUAGUGACAGGCUUAAGUUUCCAAACGUCUUCAGAACAAUCCCCAGUGAUAUUUACCAAGCCCGGGCCAUGGCACGACUGGCCAUACACUUCCGUUGGACAUGGAUGGGAGCUGUGAUUAUAAACAAUGAUUAUGGUCAUUUUGCGAUACAGGCAUUUCAGGAAGAGACUAAGGGGAAAGGGGUGUGUUUGGAAUUCAUAGAGACCGUCGACAGAGAAACUAUUGUGAGUGAUGCCAGACGUGUAGCCCUCACAAUUCAAGCUUCGACUGCCAGGGUGAUUCUAAUCUUUUGCUGGUAUACAGAUGUAAGGACAAUAUUGCUGGAACUGGCGAAGAGAAAUGUGACUGACAGACAGUUUCUGGCCAGUGAGGCUUGGAGCACCAGUGGUGAUCUUCUCCAAGAUCUUGCCAUCUCUAAAGUGGCAAGUGGUGUUCUUGGUGUGGCCAUUCGAAGUGCAACAAUACCCGGAUUUCAGAAUUAUCUCAGAAGUUUGCACCCAAUUCGUCGUCCUGAUGAUGAAUUCUUACGAGAAUUCUGGGAAAAGGAGUUUGGAUGCACACCCUGCAGUGGCACAGAGUCCCUGGAGGGAGUGCAGAAUCCCUUCACUGACACUUCCCAGCUAAGGGUGGCAUAUAAUGUCUACCUAGCUGUUUAUGCUGCAGCCCACGCCCUCCACAGUCUUCUCUCCUGCAACAGAUCCACCUGCUCCUCUCCAAAACACAUCAAACCCAUAGAGCUGUUGCAGCACUUGAACAAGGUGAACGUCACCACACCACAGGGGGAAAUGUUUUACUUCCAAGGUGCCGACAUUCCAGCAAAGUACGACCUUGUCAACUGGCAGAAGACCCCUGAGGGGUCACUCAAACUGGUUUUGAUCGGCCGUGUGGACGGGUUUGACCUCCAUCUUAAUGAGUCGGCUAUUCAGUGGAGCACAGGAUCCACUCAGGUGCCUGUUUCAGUGUGCAGUGAGAGCUGCCCACCAGGCACCCGGAAGGCCAACAGGAAAGGAGAACCUCUCUGCUGCUUUGACUGUAUCCCAUGUGCUGAAGGGGAGAUUAGCAAUCAAACUGGUUCCCUUCACUGUGAACGUUGUCUAUCAGAGUUUUGGUCCAAUGCUAAACAAACUGCCUGCAUCCCUCGCCAGCUGGACUUCCUUUCCUUUCAUGAAACCUUGGGCAUCACCCUGACUGCAGUAGCUGUGUCUGGUGCCGCGGUGACAACAGCUGUGUUUGUGGUGUUUCUCUGCUACCGUCAAACACCUAUGGUGCGAGCCAACAAUUCAGAACUCAGCUUCCUGCUUCUCCUGUCGCUGAAGCUCUGCUUCCUGUGCUCGCUGGUGUUCAUCGGUCGUCCAUCAGUCUGGGCUUGUCGGUUCCAGCAGGCAGCUUUUGGGAUCAGCUUUGUACUUUGUGUUUCCUGCCUCCUGGUCAAAACCCUGGUAGUUCUUGUUGUUUUCCGCUCAGCUCGGCCCGGUGCUGAAGCCCUGAUGAAGUGGUUUGGUCCAGGCCAGCAGAGAGGAAGUGUCUGCCUCUUUACAUCUAUACAGAUUAUCAUCUGUGCCACAUGGCUGUCCCUCAGCCCCCCUGUGCCUCAACGUGAUCUUGGUUUUCAAGGUUCAAAGGUCACCCUGGAGUGUGCCAUGGCCUCUGUGGUGGGCUUCUCCCUGGUUCUGGGUUACAUUGGUCUGCUGGCCUGCACCUGCCUCCUCUUGGCCUUUCUUGCCCGGAAACUCCCCGACAAUUUCAACGAGGCCAAACUGAUCACCUUCAGCAUGCUGAUAUUCUGUGCUGUCUGGGUGGCCUUUGUUCCUGCUUACGUUAGCUCUCCUGGGAAAUAUGUUGUCGCUGUGGAGAUUUUUGCAAUCCUGGCCUCUAGCUAUGGUUUACUGCUCUGCAUUUUUGCCCCCAAAUGUUUCAUCAUUCUCUUGAGGCCUGAGAAAAACACUAAGAAACACCUGAUGGCCAGGUAGUCUUUCUGGCUUAAACGUGAGCAGACUCUCUUCGUCUGCUUGAGACAAUCUUGCCACGGCCUGAUAUCAUGCAAUGUGUAUGUGUAUAUGUUAUGUCAAUUCCUUUCAUCUAAAUAAUACUAAUUUUUAACGUG
Molecule: messenger RNA, 2672 nt
Organism: Sebastes umbrosus (honeycomb rockfish)
Lineage: Eukaryota; Metazoa; Chordata; Actinopteri; Perciformes; Sebastidae
Product: extracellular calcium-sensing receptor-like
Exons: 12
Coding region: 1-2538 (845 amino acids)
Biological process (GO): G protein-coupled receptor signaling pathway
Cellular component (GO): membrane
Molecular function (GO): G protein-coupled receptor activity
Source: RefSeq, a predicted model, not a curated record